UUGGUUUUCCUCUGCAGCCGAUGGGUGUAUACCCUAAAUAAAAGGAUGGACUUUCCGAAGCUUUAAAUACGACUCAGAUCUGUUGUCAUUUUAAUCUUCCCUUUGGUGUCAUAUACUGCUUUCCUGUUUGGUUGCUACGGUUUCGACAGGCUGUGCAAUGGCAAGACCACUGGAGAAUGCCUUGGACGUCAUCGUGUCGACCUUCCACAAGUAUUCCAGCAAAGAAGGGGACAAGUACAAGCUCAACAAGUCUGAGCUGAAGGAUCUGCUGCAGAGGGAACUGCCAGGAUUCGCUGGUAAAAAGAAAGACGAAGCCACGUUCCAGAGGAUCAUGAGCAACCUGGAUGCCAACCAGGACAACGAGGUGGACUUCCAGGAAUAUGCAGUCUUCCUCGCGUGCAUCGCCAUGGCGUGCAAUGAAUUCUUCCAAGGCUGCUCUGACAAGAUGCCGCGGACCAAGUGAGCACGAGAAAAGGAGGGGUCCCCCCCUUGCGAUUCCCCAAUAAAGUUGCCUUCACCAUACGGGCCCUGUUGUA
Varanus komodoensis (Komodo dragon) is the source of this 536-nucleotide messenger RNA. RefSeq names its product protein S100-A4-like. Bases 158 to 463 code for a protein of 101 amino acids. The record is from RefSeq and is a predicted model, not a curated record. The transcript is spliced from 3 exons. Gene Ontology annotation, cellular component: cytoplasm. Gene Ontology annotation, molecular function: transition metal ion binding; calcium ion binding. Lineage: Eukaryota; Metazoa; Chordata; Lepidosauria; Squamata; Varanidae.